Molecule: messenger RNA, 1128 nt
Organism: Centruroides sculpturatus (bark scorpion)
Lineage: Eukaryota; Metazoa; Arthropoda; Arachnida; Scorpiones; Buthidae
Exons: 4
Coding region: 1-1128 (375 amino acids)
Source: RefSeq, a predicted model, not a curated record
AUGAAAGACGGACUUGUCAACUAUGAUUGUCUUCGACGCAAGAGAUUGGAUGUGGAACAUCAAGUGGAAGUGAAAGCUCAUUCAUUCCAAGAGUGUUUAGACGAAUGUGUCAAGAGAUUGGGUCACUCUUGCCAAGCUGUCACCUACAGUUCCGGAUAUUUAUCUUGCCGAUUUAGUACAGAUCAGGACAAUAAGAGAAGUGGACGACCAAAACUAGUGGAUGACAAAUAUUACGAUUACUACGAACUUAAGUGGCUGCGAGGAGCUCCUAAUCAAGGACAUCCAGGAGGAUAUCCAGGAGGAAGUCACGGAUAUCAUGGAAAUCAUUUUGGUAGUCGUUCUGAUAAUCCUGGAAAUAGCUACAGUCCCUUUGGACCGGGUGGAAAUUAUGGAGGACAAUUCGGACCUGGAUACAUUCAAAACAGUAACUAUGGACAUCCUCAUGGUGGAGGGUAUGGCGGAAUUCAACACGGCAGCGGUUAUGGUGGAAUGCCUCAAGGAAGUGGUUACGGCGGCAUUCAUCAUGGUAGCAGUUAUGGAGGAAGACCAGGAUCUUACGAGAGAAAUUGGCACAGACCAGGACCAUCUUACCCAUAUGGAAACAGAUUUCGACCUCCGAUGUAUCCUCCUCGAGGUCCUCCUCCUAUUCAUGGAGGUUAUCCUCCUCUUCCACCUCGUGGUCCACCAUUUCCUCAGGGUGGAGGUCAUCCUCCUCCUCCUCCUCCAUUUAUGCCCGGUGGCUCUCCAGAGAUUUGUAAACCUGGAAUGCUAGGAAUGUUUCGAAGAGUAGGAACUGGAUUGCGUAUGAGAAACUUUUAUAUCCGUCGAGUUGUGAGAGCUGAACGAAUAGAAGAGUGUGAAAAGGCUUGUAUGGACGAAAAGGACUUUUCUUGUGUUGCCUUCAAUUUUAGCAAUGAGAACGCUUAUAAUUUUGUAGCAGCUAUUGGAAAUGAUAUGGAGAUAACACAGAGACUCAUGAAUAAAGUAGAAGUCACCAUCAUUGCAAACCAUUACGUCGACAUAGAUUCUGACAUCACAAGUAAGUACAAAGAAACAAUCUUCAGUCACUUCAUGAGAUACAAGAAAAGAAGAAUUAAGUUGCUAUCUAUGGCUUUACAACAGAAAUGA